This is a messenger RNA of Echinops telfairi (small Madagascar hedgehog), 849 nucleotides long. Its product is annotated as leukocyte immunoglobulin-like receptor subfamily B member 4. Bases 1 to 849 code for a protein of 282 amino acids. The transcript has 7 exons. The record is from RefSeq and is a predicted model, not a curated record. Lineage: Eukaryota; Metazoa; Chordata; Mammalia; Afrosoricida; Tenrecidae.
AUGGCCACCGUGCUCACCUCCUUGCUCUGCCUGGGGCUGAGUCUGGGCCAGAAGAUCCAAGUGCAGGCUGGGACUCUUCUCAAACCCACCAUCUGGGCUGAGCCUGGCUCUACAGUCAUGGCUGGGAGACCUGUGACCAUCUGGUGUCAGGGGUCCCUGGAGGCUAUGGAAUACCAGCUGCAUAAAGAGGGCGUCAGAGUGCUCUGGGAUACACAGUUCCCACUGGAGCCGAGGAGCAAGGCCAAGUUCUCCAUUCAACAACUGACUGUGGACUUUGCAGGGCGAUAUCGCUGUUGCUAUCUCAGCAACAUUGGGAGGUCAGCACUCAGUGACCCCCUAGACCUGGUGAUGACAGGAGUCUACCAUAAACCCUCCCUCUCCACCCUGCCAGGCCACACAGUGGUUUCAGGAGAGAACGUGACCUUGCAGUGCACAUCGUCGAAGGAAGUGGACACAUUCUUUCUGUCCAAGGAUGGGGCAGCGGGUCCCCUCCUGUAUAUGAGAAUCCAGUUCCAAGGUCGGUGGAAACAUGGCACCUUCGCCAUGAGCCCUGUGACCUUGACCCAUGCGGGGACCUACAGGUGCUAUGCUUCACGACACACCUCUCCCUACCUGCUCUCACACCCAAGUGACCCCCUGGAGAUCACAGUACCAGAACUCACAGAUGCCAAAUCCAAGACAACUGCCGCCUCCCAGGACUACUGGGUGGGGAACUGUGUGCGUCUGGGCCUCUCCGUUGUGAUCUUGCUGAUCCUGGUGGCCAUUCUGGCCGAAGCUGGGCUCUGCCAGAGCCAAUCCCAGCAUGACUCCAUGGGAUGGAGACCAGAUGAUUCCCACCAAAGGACGUAG